GUCUUGGGCAAAACUCUCUCGUUUGGAGAUUUUAACCAGCUUCGCAUUGCACAGUCUUAUUAGCACUUGCAAUGCUGAGCUCCAUGGUGUUUGGCUCUCUCAUCCUCCUCCUGGCUACCAGAGCUUAUGGACUUGGGAGGCUGGACAUGCAGCGCCACACAGCACAGCAUCAACAACUGCACAAGAAGGUCGAUAGCCAGAAGGAGGAGAUACAGAUACCGGCUGACUUCACGUGGCAACGGCAACCACCAUCAUCGCCUUCCGGUCGGCGGCCGGCGGCGGGCGUGCGCGACGACGCAUCCGACAGCCGAAACGGUUUAGGCGGCGGCAGCACCACACCGGAGCAUCGCCUGACGACGAGCACGGGACGUGCUGCUGAAAAGGACGGAGAGGCGAAGAAGAAGAAGACGACUCAUCGUGGGCCUCAUGGGGUGGUGGCGCCCAGACUAAUCCACGAAGAUUACGUCGGGCCCAGCGGUCAUUCACCCAACCACCACCGGGCAAUACCAUGCGGCCCAUGCAAGCAUUGAACAGCCCGGCCUGUUUCAGUUUUCUCCGGUCAACACACGUGUCCGGACAUGCGUGUUAUAGGUGGUGGAGAGUGGUGCACUAGUAGCAUUUACCAGGAGUUCAAGUU
Molecule: messenger RNA, 637 nt
Organism: Sorghum bicolor (sorghum)
Lineage: Eukaryota; Viridiplantae; Streptophyta; Magnoliopsida; Poales; Poaceae
Exons: 3
Coding region: 72-530 (152 amino acids)
Source: RefSeq, a predicted model, not a curated record